Messenger RNA from Adineta steineri, 3390 nucleotides. The record is from the annotation of a GenBank genome assembly. NCBI's taxonomy places the organism in Eukaryota, Metazoa, Rotifera, Eurotatoria, Adinetida, Adinetidae.
AUGGAAGUUAAAGAGAUAAAAGAUUUAUCUGAUGGUUUUGAAUUUAUUGUAUCAAAUGAUGGUGCACUCAAACAAAAACAUGGAUUUCAAUCAACAUCGAGCUCUUUAAUUAGAGACUUCAUGAUUUUUUUCAAUAUUCGCUUAUACUUCAUUAUCAUUGAAGAAGGAACAUUUCAGAAAACAACUGAAUAUAUUACGUUAACUCCCAGCGAUCAGACGAAACAAGCUUUCAUUGUUCUCAAUGGCGAUAAAACAGUAUGGGGUGUAUUAUAUACAUAUAAUUUAGAAGAUAGAAUACAACCCGUUUUCGAUAUCGAUGAUAUGCGUAUUCAGUAUUAUGUUGAUAAAUAUACUGAGCAACUAAAUUUAACAGAAGAAAAAUCAAAUUUAAGCAUCGAUAGUAAUACUGUGGCCGAUGAAUCGGGAGAUGCAAUUUCCACAUUACCAAACAGUUCUGAUCAAAUAAGCUUACCUACAACUGAAGAUAAUAUCAGAGUCUAUACCCCAAAUGAUCACAUUGCUCAAGAUAUUGUUCACCAAAAUAACAAAUUGGUAGUUCAUAAUAUACUCACACCACUAAUUCAAGAAUCUGGUAGAGUAAUGCAACUUAACCUAGGUUCAUUUAUUUUUUAUAUUUUUCUUUCAGAAAUAAAUACUAAUAAUGGUGAUCGUAUACGUAAAAAUGCAGUUACAACUUGCGAACAAGACCGCUCUGUUUUGGAAAAAAUUAUAGAUGUACAACUUUCCUAUACUAAUUUAGCUCAACGCGGUGGAUCACAUCAUGCUAGAAAAGCUGACCAAAUGGAUAUUUCUAAUGCAUCGGACGGAUUAAUUACUAUGUCGCAUACUACUGAAGUCACUUCUGCACCUUCAUCAACAUUCAUUAAAUACAAAAAACCAGUACUUUUAAAACCGAUAAGACCCUACUGGAAAAUUCGCCAUCCAAAAGAUCUAGCAAAAAAGUCAAGAAAAACAACGACAGGCGAUAAACAAACGAAAACACGGUAUAUUGAACUUCUCCAUAGUAUUGGUGAUGGAAAUGCUCCACUUAAAGUUAAAGUUCCUCCUAGAGAGGAACGAAAAAUGUUUCUAGCAAGUGCAGUUCGUACUAUUCUUAAUCAACCUCACUCUUCAAAAAUCAUUGUACCAAAAGGGACAAAAGUAGAUAUAAAUCUCUUCAAUCGCAACAACAAUCUCAACUAUUUGGAAUUUCAUGAAUGUGAUCCAAUGCAUACCUUUGAUUUAGGUACAAAAAUAGUUUAUAUGGAAAUUACUCCAGAAGAACAUGAACAAAAACUUAAAAAAAUACCAAUAUAUAUGGUUAAUCUAUAUCAAAACCAACAAUUAACUAAAGAUAUGAUUAAACGUGAAAAACUUAAUGAAUGUCAAUUAGUUUUCUGGUUAUGCGUAAAAUCUCAUGGAAAGAUUAUACCUGUUUCGGCUGAGUCAUGGAUUGGCCCUGUUCAACCUUAUUUAUGGGGAAAUUUAUGUGAUUGUAUGAAACAUAUGGCAGAAUAUGGUUGCAAUAUGGAGCAUUCGCUAAGUUGGGUACAGGAUACUCUAGAUGGCAUAUCCUUAUCUCUAACACCUGCACAGUUAAAUUAUAUAUUCAAUGGUUAUGCAAACUUAUACAAAAUUGUCAUCGAUGUCAUUAGCAUUACAGAUAAUGUUCCAGUUAAUUUAGAAAUAGAUAUUGAUCAAUAUGAUGGAACUUCAAGUGAAUCGGAACAAGAAAAACGUUGUCGUAAUAUUACUUUUGUUAUGUACAAUCCUGAAACAUUCUCAUUUGCAAUACUCUACGCUAUCGAUAGUGAUGGCAAUCGACAAACUUGUUUUGCUAUAGAUGACCAACGUAUCUUUGAUCAUCUUGGUGGUUUAUUUGAAAAAUUGAAUCAAGAAAUUAUGGAAAGAGAGCUUAGUAUCGAUAACGAUGAUGCUACAAUAAUAAAUACUGAAGAAUCUCAUUCAACAGAUAAUGUAAAUGCACAUCUUUCAUCAUCAUCAUCAUCGAGUAAAAAUGAUAGUUCAUCUGAUACCCAUUCAAAAGGCUGUACAUAUGAAUUAUCUGUUGAAAGUCACGAUGAUUUAACUACAUCGAAAAGACAGGAAGAUCACACUAUAUGUAUUUCUCAAAGUAAUUCUCAAUCUAAUUUCUAUUCGACUCAUGAAGAACCCAGGACAACUUCAAUAGAUAAUAUUCAAAAUGUAUUAUCUGAUAUGGAUACAAUCAAUAGAGAUAUACAUCAAGAACUCAAUUCUACGGAAGAAUCGCUUCCUCAAACUACACAAAUUGAUUGUCAUCAAGAAAUUGCUGACAACACAUCCACGGAAACAAAUGAUUGUCGAAUGAAUACAAGCCUCGAUUCAAAAGCACGAAAAUCAAUUUCGAAAAAUAUUGUACACCGUAUUAUCCGAAAAGCAAAAACUAAACGCAUUCGUUCAUCUAACAAUAAUUCUCUUUCAGUUCCAGUUACUUUAUCUGAAACUACUAAGAAAACAGCAUCAGCCGUAGUAUCAAAUGUUCACUCAUCAAUGGUAUUAAUAAUAAAAUAUGAUCCACUAAAAAUACUAAAACAACCCAGACGUUAUCGUCGUGUUCGUAUGCAAAACGAUUUAAACAAGAAAAGGUGCCCAUUAGUACAAGCAGGUAACGAAGAUGAACAGAGAAUUUAUCCUGAAAUAGAACUGCCAAAUAAUGCUGAUGAUAAUGUAAAACUUUAUGUUCGUGUCAGAGUGGUUACCGAAAGUGGACAUUCACACCCAUCUCAAUGUGUUGCACCUGAAACAGUGAAUAUUAAUAUUUCAGUAAUGGAUAAUAACAAUGAAUGCGUUUUCUUAAUAAUUACUGAUGAAGAACGUCAUAACCGUCGAAAAAUAAUAAAAGUUCAUCUUUUCAAACGGCUACAUUAUUUCGUGUCAACUGAAAAAAAUACUGAAAUAGAAAAUCUUCGAUUAUGUAAACUAGAAUAUACUUUAUGUGAACAAUCUACUUCUGGUGAAUAUCAACUUGUGUCACAACCUUCUUAUACAUCAAUUAUUGAACUGAUGGAUAAAGAUGUAACUGUUGAUGCUACUGAAGUCAAACCGAAACAACUAUGUCAAUUGGGCGGUGAAGAAAUCAGUGUACCAUUAAGUACCAAAUGUAAAAAAAGCGAUUUUCAUAUCGAAUGUAAUGACCAAGAACUAAAGAAUACACAAUAUAAAAUGGAAGGAAAAAAAUUAAUAAUAUUUUCACCUGAAUCGAAAUCAACUAAUCACCUCCAUUUAACCAUUUCAAGGAAAGAAUAUAAUGAAGAUAUUUCUGAAUAUCAGAUGAAAUUAUUACAUAAUGGUUUUAUUCCACAUGUAGUUCAUGGUAAAUGUACACAUACAUGUGGCUCCUGCAAUUAA